This is a messenger RNA of Trypanosoma theileri, 744 nucleotides long. RefSeq names its product PIF1 helicase-like protein. The record is from RefSeq and is a predicted model, not a curated record. The transcript has a single exon. The coding region runs from base 1 to 744 and encodes 247 amino acids. NCBI's taxonomy places the organism in Eukaryota, Euglenozoa, Kinetoplastea, Trypanosomatida, Trypanosomatidae.
AUGCCACCUGCAAAGGUAUUUGGUGCGUUAUUCGGUAUUCCACUGGUUAGUGGGAUUGGCUGGACAAUGUACAGCAGCAGGAAUGUGCGGAGUGUUAUGCAUGCAGAUCCUCUCCUAGUCUCAUCCUACUGUCGUCAGGCGGCCGCUAAAACGAGAGAGGAAGGUAUUCCAUCGCUUAUGUGUGCCUUUGAGGUUCCUGUUAUUCUUCCAACCGCAAAUGUACGUGAGGCACUUUCUUCUUAUAGUAUAGAUGGUUCACUCUACGCCUUACAUGCGUUAUUGUCAAGUUUUUUUAUGCGAGUAGAAGUUAUCACAACUGCUUUUAGUUCCCGUUGGCGUCCUUCAGAUGCGUAUAGAUGUUGGAAGUCCACCAGUCGACGUGCUCUCGCUGAGGAACGUCAGUCUGUACUGUUGGGUCAUCAUGAUAAGACUGAACGGGUCUAUGGAGAGUGGGAAUUGUCCUUCCAGCAACAACAACAACAAAAAGAAGAAAAGGAAGAAAAAGAACACAAUUCAGAGGCGGAAGCUAUUCUCAAGUAUGAGGAUGAGGCGAUCAGUGUAUCGCUUGUGCCCACUACGGAAGGAAGCCGUCAGGCGAUGUUGCGAUUGUGUUAUAUUGUUCAACCAUUUGAUUGCUUUGAGAGAGACUCAACGACGGAGAAGGUGGUGUUGUGGUGUUUGGAGAAGUAUGGGAUGCUGCUCACUGCCCAGGCCGCACGUGCACUUGAGUUUCUUGAGAAGUAA